AUAAGUUGAAGAUUGCGGAUCACGCCCUAGCAAAGCUGUUUCUGGUGAUUUGAUUUUCUGAAGAAUUUAUUACAACAAGUACUAGUACUACGAUUGAAUUACAAUUAGCCUGUCGAGAACCACCUUGGCGUCAAAAAAUCGCAGGAAUUUUUUCCUACAAGCUACCUAACUACCUGAAAUAAACUUGCAUAAAGAGUAAGUAACUUCUAACUUUACUUUGAGAAUUAUUACUUUUUUACGUCAAGAAGCCCAACAACUAAAAACAAGAAAAAUGGUGAAGCGUGGUGGAGACGAUAAGAACAGUGUCGUCAAGAUUGACGCACUGGUAUUCUUGCGAAUCGCCAAGCAUGGCAAGCAGAUGUACCCAAACUCAGCUAGUGGAUCUUUGCUCGGCUUGGACGCGGAUGAUGCUUUGCGAGUCACCAACUGCUUCGCAUACAAGAGCAGAGAGGGCGACGUCGUAGGUACCAAGGCCGGCGAGGAAUUCUUGGAAUACCAGUAUGGUAUGCUAAAGGCGAUCGAGGAAGCACGAGGAGAUGCCAAUGCGGUGGGAUGGUAAACAACUGGCUUUUAAGUAUAUUCUGCUGUUCUAUUCGUGGAAGUACAUUUUGUUCUAGUGUGGAUGGUUCUCUUGUUCUAGUGGAAGUGACAGUAAGUACAUUUUGUGUCGAUGUAGUUCUUGUAGUAGAUUUUGAUCAAUAUCGGUUCGUGUUCAUACAGAGACCAGAGGAUUAUAUUCCUUGACUUCUCAUCAUUCUGUCACUUCUCAUCAUUCUUUCAAGUGCAUCUGAUAAUUUGAGUAACUCGCUCUCCACCUGAAGGUACGAGACGACUCACCACGGAAAUUUUUUGUCCGAAGCUUUGAUUGAAUACCAGUACCAAUUCCAGAAGGAAGUCCCGAGUGCAGUUGUUGUAGUCUACGAGCAGUCUAAGCAGAAGCAAGGCAAGUGCGGCUUCGCCGCCUACCGACUCACGGAAAAGGCCAUGAAGCAGCGCUCCAUGACCGGAAGUAACCUCGCAGGUGCGGUUGAGGGAGAAGAGGUAGUGGAUCUAGAUUUUUUAUAUGACGUUGCGUUACGCAUACGCGGGCUUAGUCAUACUAGGUUUUAGAUUUGUUUGUAGAAAAAUCGUUUCUUAAAUUCUGAGGCCUGUGAGAUCGUUUCAAGAAUGCUGUUACUAGAGCUCAUGUUGCUCGACUUGAUGUCAAAGACGAUGCAGAUGAAAAGGCUACCAAGGUGGACUUCUUUUUACAGUACUAAGAUCUUCUCAUCCAAGGACCCCUACCCGUACAUAAAAACAGGAGGACCUCUUCCAAGAUUUUCCAUCUUCGGAAUUGUUAGAGGAAGUUCCGAUUAUGGUGCACUGCAGUCCUCUCGCGGAAACACUGUUGCUCCAGUACACUGGUGUCGCAACCUCUGCUUUUGACUCUGGUUUCUCAGCUGCAUUUGAUACUUCUCUUAAGGCUCCUUCAAGAAAUCCAUCUCGAUCUCAGCUAUAGCAUCAAUCUUGUUCUACUUGGGUCCGUUUUCUAAGGAAGAAAAACAAGAUCUUUCCGUUUUUUCUCAAGGGAAAAGAAACGGGCUUCUUCCCUAAGGAAGGAAUACAACGGGAAACAGCACGAUCCUGAUGCUCUACUUCUACCAGAUGAUGGGUUUCUUCUUCUAGCUCUAAUUCUCAAACGUUUUCGUCCAUGGAACGUAACUUGAGUCUUCUCCUAGAGUCUCUCGAGGAAUUGUCGCUGCAACAGAGGGAAAUGAACCAGUUUGAGAGGAUGACCAGGGUGCAGAAGGAAAAGCAUUUGAAGAAUCAGCAGCAUCGCAUGCCGAAGACAUUGGAUACUUAUGGAUCAUUUUUGCAACUAAUUCUAAUUGUAGUUUUCCUUUAAAUUUUACCUUCGAUACUUAUGGAUUGCAACUAUACCACUGUAAUUAUUUUUGUUUAAAUUUUACCUUCGAUACUUAUGGAUUGCAACUAUAGUACUAUUUUGAGAAGCAAUGAGGAUGAACUACUUGUAAUCAUUCGCUUGCUGAUGUGAUCCAGCUCGUCCUCUACUUCUUGAUUAAAAACUUGAACAUCUUUUUCCAGAGGUAUUCUUCCACAGAGCAAAAUAGAAUUCCAAAGAACAUCCAAAGUUAAUGUAAUACUAGUCGAUCCUGCCUCUUCUAAUCUCCGCUGAACCUGACGCAGCAGAUCCGCACUCACUGUUCUUCCGUCGACACGCAAGCGCAGGAUACCUUUUCCAAGCUGUUUUUGUUGAGCGCGGAUAAGGAGGAGGACACACCGAAUGACUUUGGGCCAGCUUUGAGCGUCCGCAAUGUGAUGGAGAAACUACGAACGGUGAAAAACUGAGAUGUUGGUUCCCUAUAUGUAAUGAAAGGAAGAAAUUUAUGGGGAGAUAGGGGAGCAGAACAGAAUGAGUGAACAAAUAAGCACAACUAGUAAAAACGACCUCGUCUUACCUGCUAGGUUAUUCUAAUAUCAUGCACCCCAUCGAUAUCUUCACAAAUCUAUUUUAGUUAUGGAGUUUCACUAUUAUAUUUAUAUAUUCAAUUUUCGAAGAUUCACUAUUAUAUAUCCAUUGUCUCAUUCGAAGAUUCACAUGUGCUUGUGCAUCCUGAAAUAUUGAAUACUUGCAAGAAAUCCAAAAGCAUCAGCAUGAGCUUCUUCUAUUUCAUAGCAUGGUUACUUCGCCUAGAAGUUGCUUGUUAUAAGUACAAGCUGCAUCAGUUGUCAUGAUCAUGUAUGAACCUGUAGCUUUCACAUCUCUACGGUGGUCGCGAAUGAUCAUACCAGGGGCACACACAUGACACACGUAAAUGCUAGAAGGUGGCACAUACGUGAUUUACCCCAGCAAUAUCGCUCGCAAUCAUAAGAAGAACUUGCUAUUUCUUACACUGACGAAAUUGGCAAGGAAGCAUAGUGCAAAUAUCGGCCUCCUACAAAAUGAUGACAAGCAAAGCGAUACUUGUAAUCGCAACAACAACGCCCGAGAAAAUAGUGCCGCCCGAGUUAAUGCAACUGCAAGAGACUUGCAAGAAGUUCCCCUCAAGAAUUGCAAGAAGAUUCCCUUUGAAAGGAAAAUGGUG
Molecule: messenger RNA, 3086 nt
Organism: Amoebophrya sp. A25
Lineage: Eukaryota; Dinophyceae; Syndiniales; Amoebophryaceae
Source: the annotation of a GenBank genome assembly